Messenger RNA from Lachancea nothofagi CBS 11611, 1752 nucleotides. NCBI's taxonomy places the organism in Eukaryota, Fungi, Ascomycota, Saccharomycetes, Saccharomycetales, Saccharomycetaceae. The record is from the annotation of a GenBank genome assembly.
AUGGACUCGCAAGUUUCCGGGGUUUCCCCGUCUAAGAACCACUUAAGUCAAUGGUGGAAGCAGAUUCGCAACAAUCCCAAAAGUAUGUCUUCAGAUUCUCUAUCAGUGAGCAACUCCGACAACUUAAGACCUGUGUUGAUGUCACAUUCACGUUCUUUCAACAACUCAAGGCGCCCGGCGUCUCCACCAAGCAACCCGAAUUCUGAGGAAUAUCGGUCUUACAGAGAUUCGUUCUUGUCAAGCAGAAAUCAGUUCAUGGGUCAGGUUUUCGGCGUACCGUUGUCGCAGUCACUAAGUGUGGCCAGCGCAGAGGUCAUAGUGCAAAGCGAGCUGGUAAGUUUCGGGCGCAUCCCUAUUCUAGUUGCUAAAUGCGGUGCCUUUUUGAAGUCAAAGGCUUUGCAAACCUCUGGUAUAUUCCGCAUUGCAGGUAAUAACAAGCGUGUUAAGGAAUUACAGUACAUUUUCUCAGCACCUCCGAGUUACGGUACCAAGCUAAGUGAUUGGGACGGGUUCACGGUCCACGACGCGGCGUCUUUGUUACGAAGGUACCUGAAUAAUCUGGAAGAACCGUUGGUUCCUCUGAGUAUGUACGAACAGUUUCGAAAGCCACUUCAGGACAGGCCGCGAAUUUUAAAGCAUUUGGCUCAGGGAAUGGUGAAGGAUCCUGCUCUUGAUGCUGGGGAACCAAAAGCUACCGCUGAAGUAGACAAAGAAAAGGCGCAAAUGAAGGCAGUACGCCACAAGAAAAGACUUACACGAGAUAUUCGGGCCGCGUUGAAGGAAUAUGAGGUUUUAUUCAGCUCGUUAUCAAGUGAUUCAAAACAACUUUUGAUCUAUUUGUUAGACUUGCUCAGUCUUUUCGCGCAACAAUCUGACGUGAACUUAAUGACGGCUCGAAACUUGGCGGCAGUCUUUCAACCGUCAAUAAUGUCGCACCCACAGCACGAUAUGGACCCUAAUGAGUAUGAACUUUCCAGAGUUGUGGUAGAGUUUCUUAUCGAAUACUCCUACAAGCUACUACCGCAUUUACUGAAAAAUUCACGUGCUGUACCCCAAACCAUCGUUAAUGAGCCAGCAGAGGACAACUGCACGCAGUCCAAGGCCAAUCUCGCUAUUCCCAUACCCCAAACUAUUGUGUCUCCCGAUCCUGAGAGCGUCAUUUCAAGGCAAAACGGCUGCGUGUCACCAGCAACACCGACAGAACAAACGACCAAAAGUUUGGACUCUGCGCAAUUGGCAUUAACACCGCCGAGUCCUUCGUUUCUAGACAAACCUAGAAAUGUUCUCAAAAAUAGACCGCAUAGCAAAUCGCUCAGUCAUACGCUUAAUCCGUCGGAUAUCAUUUCUGGCAGAAGGAACUCCCGUCUUUCAUGGCUUAACAGAGUGCUGUCGAACGACACUGAAUUUACAGGAACUGAGGAAGAAUGUGAGGAAGAAGAGGAAGAAGACGUCCAUUCGCCUAUGAGUAUCAACUCGGGUUCUGUUCCGAAACAAACCUUGCUUGCUCUCCCUAAGCCCAAAGAUUCAAGAAGCAUGAGUGGCAGUAGUGCAGUGCGACCUUUUUCAGAAGUCAUAAAUAAAUCAUUCGAGGAAUUGGGAGCAUCUCUAGGACUACGAGGAGAUAGCAACACAGACAAUUCUCCCUUAUUCACUGACGAGGAAAGUGAUUCGCGUGCUAGAUCAAGAUCAAUAAGAAGAAACUCAUGGUUUGAACGGUUGAGAAGCCGAUCGCGGUCCGCCAAACGUUCAUGA